AUGGCAAAUGCAGACCAGGUAGAUGUAGCCAGUGUUGUUGCUCGGGCAAUAACGGAUAUUGCCAUUCUUGGAUCAAAACAACAUCGCGAGAUGUGCUUGAAAGUUAGUGGCUCUAGAAAUAUCGCUGAUUUGUCCAUUCGUCUGGAGCAAUCCCUCAAUCGAUUUCUUCGCUCAGAUGAUAAGAAAACGGGAUGAUACCCUGAGAAUGAUAUGAUGACAGUUGUUAUGUUUAUGUGCAGUUCGACAUGCACCCGGGUGACUGCUGGCGAUUUUUCCUCUGCUGAUGAAGAUGUUUCUGGUGGAUUUUCAUGUACUACUGCUGCCCAGGUGACUGCUGUUGACUUUUCCUCUGCCGAUGAAGAUGUUCUUGGUGGAAUUUUAUGUACAACUGCUGCUCAGGAUGAAAUGUUUUACACCCCGCCAAGUAGCCAGCAGAUCAACUUUGCCAAAUCAGCCUUUUCUCCUGAACUGGGCUCAUAUUCUUCAACUAUUGAUCCGACUACAGAUUCCUACACAACGUUCUCAGCAAGUGAUUUUUCUUGUGAUGAAUUUUCCGAAGAGGAACGCCGAUCACCUCCGCUAGUUCGAAGAUUUUCGAAUAGUAUGAAAAUGCAGGGUCAGCCACGCGAACAUGGAACAGUUGCCGUGCCGUCGUCUUCCGUUCCUAAUAUGGCUCACAACUUCGAGCGGGUCGACGAGUUCUCUGACUAG
This is a messenger RNA of Haemonchus placei, 711 nucleotides long. Lineage: Eukaryota; Metazoa; Nematoda; Chromadorea; Rhabditida; Trichostrongylidae. The record is from the annotation of a GenBank genome assembly.